AUGAAAGCGACAGCACGGUUCAGCACCCUACGAAAGAAGAAGUUCCGUCCAGGUGAUCUGCAGAGGCACGCAGAUAUUGGAGAAAUCGCGGAUGUCGAACGGCGAACCAUAACUCAUAGUCAUGAGGAAGACUGGUUCUUCCUCGCAGAUGCCCUCGACUUCUGUAGGGCAUUUGAACAAGGAAGUGACCCAUAUGACACUCUGCAGUCGCUUCAAGAAACCGUGACUCCAACUGUUCUUGGCCAAGGAUCUUUCUGUGGCCGCCGUGCGCUGUUUCUCUCUAUUGUGGACGGGAUGACUCUGUGCGAAGCUGCUGAAGCUGACAUUGAUGAGAAGAGAAUUGAACUUCUUCUUGGGGAAGCACUGUAUGCUCUGUGGGAAUGCAAAGCCGAGUAUAAGGAUGAGAAUCCGUGCAACUUUCUAGUUUGCCAUGAUCGUAUCGUCAUUACCGAUCUUGAAGCAGUGGAAUUCUAUGCUGAAAACCCAUGCUGGGAACGCAGCGUCAAUUCUGGCAACGGAUUACCUGUUGAGCAAAUACUGAUACAUGUCGCCCUCGAACACUAA
Molecule: messenger RNA, 564 nt
Organism: Penicillium bovifimosum
Lineage: Eukaryota; Fungi; Ascomycota; Eurotiomycetes; Eurotiales; Aspergillaceae
Exons: 2
Coding region: 1-564 (187 amino acids)
Source: RefSeq, a predicted model, not a curated record